UCUCAAAAAUAUUUCAUUCUCUUCUUUUUGUCUUCUACAGAGUGUGCCAUGGGAAGAAGGUAUUUUGCAGAUAACCUAUUUGAUUAAAUUCACCAAAGAGUGUGGCACCAAAAAUGUCCAUUUUUGAGAAAUGGGUCUGCUUUGAUUUCUCUUAGCAAGUGAAAAAACUAGCCUUAAAGAAUGGCAACAAUGGCUUUGGGUAAUGUUUGUUCACUAAAAAUCAAGAAUUGUGAGCUCUUUGGGAUUUGUAUAAAUCACUCAUAUACCACUCAUUCUAUCCAAAUUAAAAGCUUAAACAUGAAGCCAUUGGUAAUUCAAGCUACAGCUAAAGCUAAUUCUCGGACUGAGAGUGCUAAACUUCGAAAUAGGCGAAUUCGAAAGAAGUUUAAUGGCACACCUGAAAAACCAAGACUCUCAGUCUUUUGCUCAGGCAAACAGUUGUAUGCUACACUGAUAGAUGACCAGAACAAGAAGUGCUUGUUUUACGGAAGCACUUUACAAAAAUCAAUACGCGGUGAUCCACCUUGCAGCACCAUAGAAGCAGCGGAACGUGUUGGUGAGAAACUAGUGCAGGCUUGUGUUGACCUCAACAUCGAUGAAAUUUCAUGUUAUGAUCGAAAUGGUUUUGCUCGAGGAGACAGAAUGCAAGCCUUUGAGAUUGCCAUUUCUCGACAUGGUUUCAUGUUCAAAUAGUUCAUCCUUCUUUUCUAUGUGCAUUUUGUAUAGCCUUUUAAGACUCUGAAGCUCUUACCUUUUACAAAACUGUUGCGAAAUAAUUCAGAAUUUAGACGUUGUGUGUUUUGAAAUACCUGAGUGGAUUAUGAUGUAUAUCUAACUUCUAUCUAAACUUGGUAUUUGGCACAUGUUAUAUACAUUUCAAUCUCAAAAAGUUUGGAUUCUAUA
Messenger RNA from Solanum lycopersicum (tomato), 903 nucleotides. RefSeq lists its product as uncharacterized. Gene Ontology annotation, biological process: translation. Gene Ontology annotation, molecular function: structural constituent of ribosome; 5S rRNA binding. NCBI's taxonomy places the organism in Eukaryota, Viridiplantae, Streptophyta, Magnoliopsida, Solanales, Solanaceae. The record is from RefSeq and is a predicted model, not a curated record. Gene Ontology annotation, cellular component: ribosome.